CCACUUUGUUGUGUGGGGGGUGGAAGCUACCAAACCUACUCAAAACAUCCGUUUGUGGGAUACUAGUAGCUGAAAAAAAAAGCUUCAGACAACUGAAAUGAAGCACACAGAAUCGCGGUAACGAUGAAGCAUACUCGUGAAAGCAAAACCUUGUCGGUGAAACUCUGAAAUGUCACAAGUUUGGGGAGAGAUCCGACCGGAAACGCAGCCCCUCUCACACCGGAAGUAGCAUGGGAGACAGAGUUUUGCAGCCAGUGUGGAGGUUGUUAUGUUGUCAUCUCUCUCUUCCGAAUUAAACACGGACUGGUCUCCAGACUUGGUGUAAAGGUGCAGUUACAUCUAGAGACUUUGUGCGACAGAACAACUGCAGUAUUUUUAAUGCAGUUGCGGAAAUUUGCAAGGGCAUCUUUCCUGACGUCACCAUGGCCGGUUGGAGAGGAAAGACGUCUGUAGACAAGCAGCUGCUCAAAAAUGUCAUCAGGCACACAGAAAGCAUGAACAAGGUCCACGAGGAGUCUGAGAUGUGGAGGCAGCACAAGGAGCUGACGCAGAGCAGGAGGAACGACACUUCACCUUACAGAAGUGGGCGAAUGAGAAGUGACAGAAGUGUUGACACGAGCGUGAGGGCGUCUGGGGGAGUUUCUCCCGGCAGCUCCUACUGGACCAGGAAGCUGUACCAGGCAGAGGAGGCAGAUCCAGACAGAUGGGGACACAGUGGCUUCAAGGAGCUGUACCCGGAUGCUUUCAGCAGCUCUGCCAGUACCGAGGACUUGGGAGAGAGGAGCAGGAGUAAAAAACGCAAAAAGAAGAAGAAAGCCAAGAAGAAAGAUGUGUCCAAGAAAAGGAAACAUUCCAGUGACUCGGACAGCUCUGCUCAGCGGGAGAGACGGAAAACGUCGAAGAAGAGGAAAAGAAAGAAAAACAGUGGCGACGAUCACGGGAAAACCAAACUCACAACGCAACCUACCUCUCAUCACAAAAAUGGGCGAAAUGAUGUACAGGGUUCAGAUAUUUUUGUACCAGAACGUGCAGAAAAGGACAAGUCUGACAGACAUCGUCCAAAACAUAAACAAAGCCGCAGGUCUAGGAGAGACCGCAGCCCGGCAGACGCUGAUAGUAAACACAGGACAAGAGAUGGUAAGGCCAAGACUACGGGCAGAAAGAAGCACAGUGACGGCAGGUAGCAUCCUGGUAUUCUCCAAGCAGAUGUUGUUCAGGUGGCCGCAAAAGACAGUAUCAAAUUGCAGUCUGGCCAAUGGAUACUGCUUGGCCAACUUGAUACUGUCUUUUGCGGCCAGCUAAACAUCUGGUUGGAGAUUUGCAUCCUGGCAGAAAGGAGAGAGUUUCACAGGAAGAGAGGAGUGCAGAGGAAAAGGGACACCAUAGUGCUAAUCAUUAUUUUUUAGCAUCAUGGAUGAAACUGCUUUAGAUUGAAUACUACCCGGUAAUACAUUUUUUCAUGUGGGGAUAAAAUGUGUGGUCCUCUCUUAUGCUUAAGGAGGAUUACGUUAUGUAUUUCUUGCAACUACAUUGUAUUCUACUAUUAAAGUAUUUUUUGAACCAACUUGUUUGUGAUGUAAAAUGUACCAGUCUUCAAAUUCUAACACCCUACCGAGUAAAAUAACUCGUACAUUGUAAAUCAUCAAGGCCAGUGUGACAUAAUAAAACUGUUUAUAUCAUACCCAGGCCGCAAUAACACUCGAUACGGGUGUUCCGGACAGUACAUAU
Molecule: messenger RNA, 1728 nt
Organism: Branchiostoma belcheri (Belcher's lancelet)
Lineage: Eukaryota; Metazoa; Chordata; Leptocardii; Amphioxiformes; Branchiostomatidae
Exons: 6
Coding region: 423-1184 (253 amino acids)
Source: RefSeq, a predicted model, not a curated record